AUAACUGCAUACGUGGAGUGUGUCUGAAAGUGUAGCCCGAUCCGCUCUCGCCUCCCAACCGGUGUCGCUGCGGCGUCUUGUGACCAGACCUACAACAGGAUAGUCCGCUCGACCUGAGCACUGUUCCGGGAGCGAGAGGCACACACGUUCAUCACCCUCAGUGGCUCCACACCGCAGAAAGGUAGUCUAGUCAGAGUUGUGUUGAUUAUAGAGACGAGACUGUUUCAAACAGUUUCUGCACGCACCAGAUUAGCCGCGGCAUAUGGUUGGGAAUUGGAAAUACCUCCCGGCGCACGAGCGCAGAUCUGUGUGUGGAGCGGUUCCGUUUCACGCCGCUGAGAAACGGGGAUUAAGAGCGACAGGGAACGUGUCACCAGCACGGACAGGUAUCUAUCAGGCUCCAUCCUGGUCCCAUAGCUCUGAGGGUUCAGUGACGGGCUGUCCUCUCAGGCUGCAGUGGAUUACAUGAGGGACCCUGUGAUCCACAAAUAAUACCUGUAAUCCAGUGAGAAGGAACUGUGAUCCGGAGAGAGGCCCAGUGAUCGAUCCACUAAGGGCUGCUGUGAUUCACUGAGGACUGAGAGUUUCAGAGAGAAGGAACUAUGACCCAGCACUGAGCAUACCAGUGGUCCAGGUUGUGUCCUGUUAGUGUUCUGCUCUGUCGAGCGUGGCCGUCAGGCUGGGAGAAUCAGGAUGCCAGAGCUGGAGGACUUCCCCCCGAUGCGGGGUGACCAGCCGGCUGGUCCUGACCCGGUCCAGAUCCAGCGCAGCAUACUGGACGAGCAGGUAGAGCUGUGGUGGUUCCGCGACCCGGCCAAGUCUCUGCUGUGCUACUCCGUCGCCGUCCUACUCAUCCUGGGCUGCGGCCUGGGGGGCAUACUCCUCCUCUCCACCACUACCAGCUUCUCUAGUGACUGGCGCAUGGGAGCGGGCAUGGCUCUGUGUCUCUUAGCCCUGGCCGUCCUCCUCAAACAGCUCCUGAGCUCCGCCGUGCAGGACAUGAACUGCGUCCGCAGCCGGAGGCGGAUCGAUAUCCUGAAGAGCGGAGGGCUGUCGGAUCUGUUAGUGGUUCUCAUCACAGGGCUGUGUCUGGUGGUCUGUGGGGCCGUACUGCUGAAGCUGGCACUAGAACACCACAUGCCCAAGCCUGGCGUAGCCCUUAAUGAUAUGUACAUCUCUGGGGUGGUGUUGUUAGCUGGAGGGGGGUCAGCGGUGGUGGGGGUGGGAGUGUACACGGGGGUGGUGUUCCUGUUGGAGAGGACGUGGCCGGGACAGAGUUUCAGGGAUAGGGCCAUGGGGGUGUUCACUAUCUCUGGACGACACAUGGACCAGGGUAGGAGGGAGACCACCUCGAGCUUGGCUAACCUCAUCUGA
This is a messenger RNA of Salvelinus namaycush (lake trout), 1374 nucleotides long. RefSeq names its product transmembrane protein 125-like. NCBI's taxonomy places the organism in Eukaryota, Metazoa, Chordata, Actinopteri, Salmoniformes, Salmonidae. The coding region runs from base 694 to 1374 and encodes 226 amino acids. The record is from RefSeq and is a predicted model, not a curated record. The transcript is spliced from 2 exons.